Molecule: messenger RNA, 1199 nt
Organism: Trichoderma harzianum CBS 226.95
Lineage: Eukaryota; Fungi; Ascomycota; Sordariomycetes; Hypocreales; Hypocreaceae
Exons: 2
Coding region: 187-915 (242 amino acids)
Biological process (GO): Golgi vesicle transport
Cellular component (GO): membrane
Source: RefSeq, a predicted model, not a curated record
CUUCAAAUCCCGAGCUCUGCAUGAUCCUCCAGCAACCAGGUGGAGUUAAUUAAGGCGAUCCGUACUGCGAGUUUUCUUCUUGCGCUUCUGCUUUCUCUUGAGCUUUAUAUACACCGUCUUACCCGUUUCUCUGUUCCUGUCCGGCGCACUCAAUCUCGAGCUCAUGCAUCUUGAACCGCUAUCAGGAUGAUGUCCUCAACGAACGAGGAGGACCCCUUCCUCCAGGUCCAGCAAGAUGUCCUCAGCCAAAUCUCAUCUAUCCGGCCCCUCUUCGCGUCAUACCUUCGCAUCCGCUCCCUCGCCUCAACCUCCACCUCCCCCGAGCUCAUAUCCGCCCGCACCGAACUCGAAUCCGCACUCUCCUCUCUAGCCGAAGACCUAGCAGACCUUGUCGCCUCCGUCCAAGCCAUCGAGUCCAAUCCCUCCCAGUUCGGCGUCUCCGACCAUGAAGCCUCGCGCCGGAAGCGCCUUGUCCAGGAGGUCGGCGCCGAGAUCCAGGACAUGCGCGAGGAGCUCAACAAGAACAUCGCCGGUGGCAAAGGCGGCAAUAGCGAUUUGCCUGACCCAAGCUCCUUUCAGAUAGGCGAGGGCGAUGGCGGCGAUGCGUACCAGGAGUUUGAGCAGCAGCAGCAAGUGGAGAUGAUGCAAGAGCAAGAUAGACAUCUCGAUGGGGUGUUUCACACGGUUGGCAACUUGCGCCGCCAGGCUGACGACAUGGGGAGAGAAUUGGAAGAGCAGAACGAGAUGCUCGAGGUGGUGGACGAUUUGGCGGACAGGGUAGGUAACCGGCUACAGACUGGCAUGGCCAAGCUGGGGUAUGUGAUGCGCAAGAACGAGGACCGGCUGAGCAGCUGUUGUAUUGCGGUCUUGAUUUUUGUCUUGAUUCUUUUGCUGGUUCUUCUGUUGAUCUUGUAGUAGAAGGAGUAUUUCUUUUCUUGUCUUUCUAUGUUUUACGAAUGGUCUUUAUGGGGAGAUAAAAGGAAGAGGUCUAAUGGGCGAAUCAAUAUUUGGGUCUCGGAGUUUUGGCGGAAUGAUUUAUGCCGACGUAUCGGCUGAUGCAGUCAUGCAAGCCUACUAGGUAUACAGCGUGGGUUCAACGUCUACGGCGCAAGAUGAUGCAGGAUAGAGUGAGAAUAAAGCGCAUGGGUUUCUUCUAUAAUACCCAUAGCUUAAAAAAGACAUUUCCAACGUCCCAAUAG